CUUAAACGUGAGGAAAGUGAUGAUAGUGGUGAAAAAAAGCAAACAGAUACUACAAAAAAAUGGGAUGAGAAUCAAUGGGAAAGGAAAUCUGGAACAAGUGGAGGGUCGGGAAGUCAGCACGUUAUACAUUUAUUCAUUCCAGUAUCUAUUUGUAUGGCAUUUGUUAUUCUAACAAUGAAUACAAUUGGUUAUUAUACACGAAAAGAUGGCCUAUAUCUGAUAUAUACGCCAUUUACUAAGGAAACUGAUGAUACUGGAGAAAAAAUUAUGAUGUCCUUAGGAAAUGCAUUUAUUAUUUUGGGAGUUGUCGUGUUAAUGACUGUUGUGCUGAUCUUUCUUUACAAAUUUCGAUUUUAUAGGAUUAUCAGUGCAUGGUUGAUAUUAAGCAGCUUAAUGUUGCUGUCCCUUUUCACAUUUAUGUACUUGCAAGAGGUUUUCAAAAGCUACAAUACACCGGUUGACUAUGUAUUUAUUUCCUUUCUGAUUUGGAAUUACGGUGCUAUGGGAAUGAUUUGCAUACACUGGAAAGGUCCUCUUAGGAUGCAGCAGGGUUACUUGAUAAUGAUGUCGGCUUUAAUGGCACUUAUUUUUAUUAAAUAUCUGCCAGAAUGGACUGUUUGGGCAGUUCUUUCAGUUAUUUCUAUUUGGGAUCUUAUUGCUGUGCUUUGUCCAAAAGGACCGCUACGGAUUCUUGUCGAAACUGCUCAAGAACGAAAUGAACCAAUUUUUCCAGUGCUAAUUUACUCUUCUGGUUUGGUCUAUGCAUACACAUCGAUUGGUGUAAGUCCGACCGAUGAUGCCGCAGCAAAUGCUUCAUCAAAUUGUAAUGACUCUGGUGCGUUUUUGCAAGGUUUCAGCAUUUACUUUUCAAGCCUCCAACUUGGUAUUAAACUUGGAUUAGGGGAUUUUAUCUUCUACAGUGUGUUGGUUGGAAAAGCAAGCAGUUACGGCGAUUGGAAUACAACUAUCGCUUGCUAUGUUGCCAUUCUCAUUGGUUUAUGUUUCACACUUAUAUUACUUGCUGUAUUCCGUAAAGCACUACCGGCGCUCCCCAUCUCAAUAUUUUCUGGAUUAAUUUUUUAUUUCUGCACUCGUGAAAUCAUCACACCAUUCUGCACGAAAAUGAGUUUGAGACAUUUGGUCUAUUAA
Molecule: messenger RNA, 1149 nt
Organism: Thelazia callipaeda (thelaziosis nematode)
Lineage: Eukaryota; Metazoa; Nematoda; Chromadorea; Rhabditida; Thelaziidae
Source: the annotation of a GenBank genome assembly